AUGAUCGUCCAGCCCCUCAUCGGCUACUACAGCGACCGCUGCACCUCACGCUUCGGUCGUCGCCGCCCCUUCAUCGCCGCCGGCACCGUAUUCAUCCUCAUCUCCGUCUUCCUCAUCGGAUACGCCGCCGACAUCGGCCACGCCGCCGGCGACGACCUCUCCCGGCCAAGCCCGGGCCAUCACCGUCUUCGUCGUCGGGUUCUGGAUCCUCGACGUCGCCAACAACAUGCUCAUGGGCCCCUACCGCGCCCUGCUCACCGAUUUGUUCGGGAGCAGCCAGAAGAAGACACGUGUCUCCAAUUCCUUCUUCUCCUUCUUCCUCGCCGUCGGCAACGUUCUCGGGUACGCCGCUGGGAGCUACAGCCGCCUCUACAAGAUUUUCCCCUUUACUAA
Linum trigynum is the source of this 393-nucleotide messenger RNA. The record is from the annotation of a GenBank genome assembly. Lineage: Eukaryota; Viridiplantae; Streptophyta; Magnoliopsida; Malpighiales; Linaceae.